UUCAAUGUCAGCUGUCAAAAUUUUUAGUUUUCACCCGAUUAAUCUGGUCCACCCAAACCGUUAAAACGCAUCACUGCAUAUAAAAUUACUGAGCAUCUGAACUUAUUGCUGACUUCCACUGAACGUACUCUACCUUUGAAUUGAAAGCUGGGCACUGUAGAAAACUAUUUUGUUUUAUUUUUCCAUUUAAAAAAGUAAAUAAUGGAUAAAAGCGAAUAUGAAAUCCAACAUUUCAAUUUUUCUGUGGAGCAGUUCUCUCUCGAGAGGCGCCAUUAUUUGACUAAAAUAUUGUCGCUAUCGUUGCAGUCGGUGGUGGAGAAGUUGUCCAUGGGCAACGAUGAAACGAAAGAGUUUUUAAUACAAGAAAAAGAAAUAGUGCAACGCAAAAUGCUGGAAGAUAUGGAAAAGUAUUUGUGUGCUAUUGAAGAAAUAGACAGAAGUAAUUUCACGAUACCGGAAUAUGUUUUAUUGGCAACAGAUUAUGGCCAUACUAAACAGUACACCGAAGAAGACGAAAGUGAAGUGGACAAAAAGAUAGCAUCCAUGAAGCGAGAGUUUUUAGAGAAUUCUGUAAUGAUAGAAUCCAUAAAAGUGGAAAACUCAAAGUAUGAAGAAAUACGACAGCAUGUAGAUGAUGAGGAAAAAAUAAUAGUACAAGUUCAAAAAGUUUUGGACAGAAUGGAUACCCAAUGGGAGAAAGCCAAACAAUUAGUGGAAGAAACUCAAAGUAUGCUGCAUUAGGCGAGGUAUGCAUAGUAGUAAGAUGUGGUGUUUAAACUGCUAAAAUUUAUUCAAAAAUUUGUUUGUUCCAUAUUUUUAUAUAUAUUAUUUGAUUCAUAAAAGAUAA
This is a messenger RNA of Ceratitis capitata (Mediterranean fruit fly), 847 nucleotides long. RefSeq lists its product as hypothetical. NCBI's taxonomy places the organism in Eukaryota, Metazoa, Arthropoda, Insecta, Diptera, Tephritidae. The record is from RefSeq and is a predicted model, not a curated record. The coding region runs from base 202 to 741 and encodes 179 amino acids. The transcript has 3 exons.